GUUUUGACAUUCAUAAAACCGCAUGCGUAGAAGGGAAAAAAAAAUACCGGAUAUCGUUCGAAAUGCAAACCAAGUUGUGUUGUCUUUCUGAUAAAAUGCAUCUUAGUUCUAUUAUGAAAAUAUCUGCAGGUACUAUUAACUUGCGCCAAUUCUUGGCACCGAAGGGCUCCCAAGUCCAAGUGAAUCUUGCAUCGCCUGUUUCAUCGGAAUGAAUCAACAUAUAUGUUGAUAUUGGAUUACAUGGCUUGCAUCAUCAGAGCACAUGGGAGCAAGUUAUCAGCCGUUGCAGCCGCAAUGCAUGCCCAUGCAUAACCAACCAAAUUUCAGGGCCCAUCCUCGGUUGCGGCUCAUCCUCUCUCACCCCUCAUCAUAUUCCCGAGAAGGCUUCUUCCUCCUCCUCCUUCUUCCCCCCGUAAUUAAUUAAAGGUUCGUAAAAGAGUUCGAUCUGGUAAUUUUGAUGCCAAAGGUUUUUAAAUAUAUAUAUAUAUAUAUAUCCUUGCCGUGUCGCUAGCUAGCUGGCUCGCUCACCUGUGUUGGACAAGUUCAACAAGAAAAACUGAUCUCCGUUAUUUUUCCUGUCGUUUAUAAGGAAAGCCCUUGAGUUCAUUACAAGGAUAGGAAAUGGGGAUAAAGGGACAUGGGAAGUUAGACGAUCAAACCGGAACCUUUUGAUUCAGAACCUGCGACCUAUUACACUGCACUAAGCCUCCUUCCUCAGUUUGCGUUAUAAAUACAGGAAAUCCGAGCAGUCACAUUGGAAACAGCACUGCAUUCUUUAAUGUUUAUCCAUUCGUUGUUAUUUUCUUAUGGUUUGUUUUUUUUUUUCUCUUACCAACAGCUUCUCACUCUAUCGACUCUGCUCCCUAAUCUCAGCACAACCCGUUUACAUGUUUACAUGCAGUGCAUGCAGAUAAUUAAUGUCAUCUACCUCUCUCGCUCUCCCCUCUGGCGAUCCCCUUCCGGCCGGUACAAUGUUAACAGACCCUCCCACCUUUCCCUUAACGCAAUCUCUCGUUCUUUCCGUGUGAGGCCCACAGAAUUUCACUAUAAAUAGCAGCCAAUCCCCACCCCAAUCCCUCACACCAAUCCUCUUCUUUCCUUCCCUUUCCAAGGAAACAUUUCUAAUUCCAGAAACCAAAUACCAUGGCAGGCUUGAAAUCGGUACUGUUUCUGGGGUCGAUCAUGUUAUUCGUGAUCAUAGCUGCCAUAGCUUGCUGCAUUGAUGCUCGAAAACUUCACAAGCAUCAUCAUAACAGAAACAACAAUGACGAUAACUAUAAUGAAGAAGUGGCCACUCCUCUUGGGGAAGGAUUUGUUCAGGUUAGGGGAACACAGUUUGACCUCAAUGGUUCCCUUUUCCUCUUUAAUGGCUUCAACUCCUACUGGAUGAUGAAUGUGGCCACGGAGCCCUCCAAUCGCAACAAGGUCUCUGAUGUAUUUCGUGAGGCCUCUGCAGCAGGGCUCACUGUCUGCCGGACAUGGGCCUUCAGCGAUGGUGGCGAUGGUGCUCUCCAGAUUUCUCCUGCCGUGUAUGAUGAGCGUGUAUUCCAGGCACUUGAUUUUGUGAUAUCCGAGGCCACAAGAUAUGGGAUCCGCUUGAUUCUGAGCUUGACCAAUAACUACCAUGACUUUGGAGGAAGGCCUCAGUAUGUCCAGUGGGCCAGGAAUGCUGGGGAAACUAUCGACGGGGAUGAUGAUUUCUACACGAAUGAAGUGGUCAAGGGGUACUACAGGAAUCACGUGCAGAAAGUGCUCACGAGGGUCAACACCAUCACUAGAAUCGCGUACAGAGAUGAUCCUACUGUCAUGGCAUGGGAACUCAUGAAUGAACCUCGUUGCCAAGUGGAUUACUCUGGCAACACUGUCAAUGAGUGGGUUCAAGAGAUGGCACCAUAUGUGAAGUCCAUUGACAAGAAGCACUUGUUGGCAGUAGGAAUGGAAGGUUUCUUUGGAGAUUCCGUUCCCGACAGGAAGCAAUACAAUCCUGGAUAUCAAGUUGGGACGGAUUUUAUCAAGAGCAAUCUUGUUAAAGAGAUCAAUUUCGGAACAAUCCAUGCAUAUCCUGAUGUUUGGUUAUCUGGUCAAGACGAGAAUGCUCAAACAAACUUUGUGCAGCGGUGGAUGGACAGUCACUUGGAAGACUCCAGGACGAUAAUAGGGAAGCCCUUGGUCUUCACCGAGUUUGGGAAAUCCAAGAAGGACCCGGAUUAUAGCUUGGACGUCAGAGACUCCUACAUGAGUGCCGUCUAUGCAGACAUCUACGACCUCGCCAGGAACGGAGGGGCUUUUGGAGGGGGACUGGUGUGGCAGAUACUGGCAGAAGGGAUGGACUCUUAUGAUGAUGGGUACGAGAUUGUGCUGUCGCAGGAACCGUCAACUAAUAGCAUAAUAGCCCAGCAGUCAAGCAAAAUGGCAGCACUGGAACAUACCCUCUGAGCUUGACCAGAGAUUAGCUAGCAAUCGGCAUGGUGCACUAGUUCACACGGCUACUCAUUCUAGUUAUAGUCCAAAAGUUAACUUCGCGUGUGUCCGUAGGUAGGUAUUCGCAUUUUCAUAACGACUUGACCGUCAAGUCGGCUAUAGUUAGUUAUGGAAUCAGUUAAAGCUUAUGUAGUCGGAGAGAUAUUGUACUGUGGUACCACCUUUGAUUCCUGAAAUAAGCUAUAGACAAAUAAAAACGACAUGUUUUUGUCU
Molecule: messenger RNA, 2694 nt
Organism: Punica granatum (pomegranate)
Lineage: Eukaryota; Viridiplantae; Streptophyta; Magnoliopsida; Myrtales; Lythraceae
Source: RefSeq, a predicted model, not a curated record